AUGACUCGCCAAAGAGCACACCUCCAGAGCAAACGAAGAGAAAGAACAAUGGAGUCUCCCAAAUGUAACAACGAUGGCUACCAAAACAUCUUCGUGAUGCGUCACGGCGAUCGAAUCGAUAACUUCGAGCCACUAUGGGUUUCAACGGCCGCGAGACCUUGGGAUCCGCCUCUCAUUCAAGACGGCAAGAUCCGGGCGUUUCGAACCGGUCAAAGGAUCCGAUCCCAGAUCGGGUUUCCGAUUCACCGUGUCUUCGUCUCCCCUUUCCUCCGAUGUAUUCAGACAGCUUCCGAGGUCGUCGCAGCUCUCUCCGCCGUCAAUGUCGAUCCCAACGCCAUGUCUUCCAAGGACGUCCCUUCCAUUGAUAAAUCUAAGCUCAAGUCUAUGAAGUUGAGAUGCGAUGAUCAUCAUCCUUUGAUGUUUAUUAAGAUUGCUACUUGUGGUAUACUACAGGUUGCUAUUGAAUUUGGCUUGUGUGAGAUGUUGAACUCAGUGGCUAUAAGGCGUGAGCUUGCUCCUAAAGAUGGCAAAUUUGACUUCAGUAUCUCAGAUCUUGAAGCUAUGUUUCCUGAAGGAAUGGUGGAUCAUAAUGUGGAUCGGAUUUAUAAAGAGAUGCCGAAAUGGGAGGAAUCUCUGGAAGGUUGCAGAGAUCGGUAUGUUAAAGUGGUUAAGGCUCUUGCCGAUAAGUAUCCUACAGAGAACUUGCUCUUAGUCACCCAUGGGGAAGGAGUAGGAACCACCUUCUCGACGUUCUAUAAAGAGACAACUGUGUACGAAGUAGACUACUGUGCUUAUGUUGAGCUGAGAAGAGAGGUCCCAAGUAAAGAUGGGUCUGUUAAAGCUGGGGAGUAUGAGGUGGUUUUGAGUCAUGGUCAAGCUGGAAUCAGGUUUGGUCAAGACCCUGUGAGUCACGAUCCUGUCAUAAGCCGAACACCGGUUUAG
This is a messenger RNA of Thlaspi arvense, 942 nucleotides long. Lineage: Eukaryota; Viridiplantae; Streptophyta; Magnoliopsida; Brassicales; Brassicaceae. The record is from the annotation of a GenBank genome assembly.